Tetrapisispora phaffii CBS 4417 is the source of this 1617-nucleotide messenger RNA. RefSeq names its product oxygen-dependent protoporphyrinogen oxidase (gene HEM14). Gene Ontology annotation, molecular function: protoporphyrinogen oxidase activity, oxygen as acceptor. Gene Ontology annotation, cellular component: mitochondrial inner membrane. Gene Ontology annotation, biological process: heme biosynthetic process. The coding region runs from base 1 to 1617 and encodes 538 amino acids. The record is from RefSeq and is a predicted model, not a curated record. NCBI's taxonomy places the organism in Eukaryota, Fungi, Ascomycota, Saccharomycetes, Saccharomycetales, Saccharomycetaceae. The transcript has a single exon.
AUGGCAUUAGCUAAUUUUACUAAAUUGAAAUCUAACAGCUCCAUAGCUGUCGUUGGAAGUGGUGUUUCAGGUUUGACAUUUACUUAUUUUUUGAACAAAUUGAGACCAGAUUUGAAAAUUACCAUUCUUGAUGAGCAAAAGAAAAAUGGUGGUUGGUUAUACUCUUACAAAUUUCAAGAUUCGAAUGAUAAUAAUAAAGAUGUCAUGUUGGAGAAAGGACCAAGAACAUUAAGAGGUAAAUCUCUUGGUACUGCUAUUAUAAUUGAUAUUAUUAAAAAAUUAGAACAAUUUGAAAAAGUACAAACUAUCUCACCUCUAUCAGAUGCCAACAAGAAAUUUUUAUUAGACGUUAAUAACAACUUAGUUAAAGUUCCAAAUAAAAUUUUAAGUUUCGAUAGUAUUAAUUUAUUAUUCUUUAAUUCAUUAGGUAAAAAUAUCUUCACCAGUAUUAUUGGGGAACCAUUUAGAAGCAAAAAAAUAUUAUCAAAGAAUGAUGAUGAGACUGUUUCUAGUUUUCUAAACAGACGAUUUGGUAAAUCUAAUUCAGUGAGUAAUAAUUUGAUGAGUGCAAUUUAUCAUGGUAUUUAUGCAGACGACUUAAAUAGAAUGUCAUUAAAAAAACAAAUCCAGCAUUGUUCAAUGUUAGAAAGAACGUAUGGAUCAAUUAUUAAAUCAUUGUUUUCAAGUGAUUCCAGCUCAAAUGCUGUGCAAGAACAAACUGAAUUGACUAGAUAUGAUCAACAUUUUAAUAACAAAAAUAGUGAGAUUUUUAAAUUAAAUAAACAAUUAGAAAAGUUUCCAAUGUUAGGAAUAACUGGUGGUUUGCAAAGCUUUCCGAACAUGAUUUCUAAUUAUUUGGUUAAUAAAUGUUUACCGAACGUUAAGAUUAUUCGUGAAGCUCGUGUUGAUAAUAUAGAGGAUUCAAAGGAUAAAGUGAUUUUGAAUUUUGAUGACGAAAAAAAUAAACCUAUGGAAUUUGAUCAUGUUAGAGUCACUAGUAAUCCAAUGAAAUUGAAAAGCUUUUUCAAAGGAUCAAAAGAAAUUGAAGAAAAAUUGAGAAAUUACAAUUCUGUUACAACAUUAUUAGUGAAUUAUUACUUACCAAAUAAGGAUGUCAUAAAAUCAAGAUAUCAUAGUUUCGGUUAUUUAGUUCCACAAGCUAAUGAGAACAAAAAUAGUUUAUUAGGUGUUAUUUUUGAUUCAGUUAUUGAAAAAAACUUUCAAUCGUUAGAAAAAGGCAAAAACAUUGUUCCAAAUGAAUAUACAAAAUUGACAUUGAUGAUGGGAGGACAUUAUUUAGAGAAAAAAAAUUAUACCGAAACUCAAAUCAAUGAUAGUCAAUAUUGGAUUUCAAAUGCUAAAGAUUGUUUGAGUAAACAUUUAGGAAUUGAUAAACAAGAUUUGGAUAAUGGUCAUUUUGAAUUCACAGUUGCUAAAAAUGGUAUUCCUCAGUAUUUUGUUGGGUACAUGGAAUGGGCCAAUGAUUUUGAGAAGUUAAUAAGUGAUACUUAUAACAAUAAGGUCUCAUUGGGUGGUAUGGGAUUCUCAAGGGGACCAGGCGUUCCAGAUGUCGUUGUUGACAGUCUAGAUAAUGCUAUUAAGUUGAGUGGUAAAUAA